UAGGGGGCGCUCUGACGUCAGAUCAGCGUCAAACUGACGUAAACAACGUAACGCACUGAAGAAACGUCAACGGCGGCUUCGCAGCGACUGACGCAGGUAGUGAAUGGCAGCGUCUUCGUCCUCGUCCUCGGCUGGAGGAGUCAGCGGCAGCUCGGUCACCGGAUCCGGCUUCAGUGCUUCCGAGCUCAUCCCGCCCAGGAAAGUGCUGUACACGUAUCCCAAAGGAGCCGGAGAGAUGAUGGAGGAUGGAUCUGAUCGAUUUUUAUGCGAGUCUGUGUUCAGCUAUCAAGUUGCAACCACACUGAAGCAGGUGAAACAUGAUCAGCAGGUGUCACGCAUGGAGCGUCUGGCCGGACUGGUGGAGCAGCUGGAGGCGGAUGAGUGGAAAUAUAAACCCAUCGAGCAGCUCCUGGGGUUCACGACCUCAUGACUGCGUUCAGAACUGACGGAUCAGUUUUUCUGCUCGUACACAUAUUCAUUGGUUUUUACCCGUCUUGAAUCAGCUGAAGUUCAUACGAAUGUACUGUAGGUGUAUGUUGUGUUGUUUUGUUUUGCACUGCUUUAUAAUCAUCAGUGUUUGUGAUCACGUGUGUAAAUAUGCAUUGUGUUUAUAGAUACAGCAUUAGGAAUACUUUAAAAUAAUAGCCCCUUGUUUUCAGUGUGGAUUUGUAUAUGUAUGACAAUAAAAGCCUUUUUAAGCACAA
Molecule: messenger RNA, 704 nt
Organism: Carassius auratus (goldfish)
Lineage: Eukaryota; Metazoa; Chordata; Actinopteri; Cypriniformes; Cyprinidae
Product: anaphase-promoting complex subunit 16
Exons: 4
Coding region: 104-430 (108 amino acids)
Biological process (GO): protein ubiquitination
Cellular component (GO): anaphase-promoting complex; cytosol; kinetochore
Source: RefSeq, a predicted model, not a curated record